Messenger RNA from Phascolarctos cinereus (koala), 751 nucleotides. Its product is annotated as RING finger protein 11-like. Gene Ontology annotation, cellular component: ubiquitin ligase complex. Gene Ontology annotation, biological process: ubiquitin-dependent protein catabolic process. NCBI's taxonomy places the organism in Eukaryota, Metazoa, Chordata, Mammalia, Diprotodontia, Phascolarctidae. Gene Ontology annotation, molecular function: ubiquitin protein ligase activity. The record is from RefSeq and is a predicted model, not a curated record.
UGCACUUCCGGCUGGGGCUGUAAACAGCGGAGAGUCCAAGUUGGGCCGACAGCCCAGCGGUGGAGAGGGGGAUGGCGGGGUUCGGCCUGUCCGGGGUCCCCGGAGCUGGAACGGACGCCGGGGCCUGGGAGCCUGGAAGGAGGUGCCUCGGCCGCCGCUGAGCGGGCCGGGCCGGGCAUGGGGAACUGCCUGUCGUCGGAGCGGUCCGGCACCAGAGCUGGGGACGAGGCGGGGGCUGGAGCCGCGGACGACCUGUCGCUACUCAACGACUCCGGGGACGGGAACAGCUUUCCCGGGGACCCGCCGCCUCUGUCGCCGCAGCCCCCGCCGCCCUGCAGGGGACGGGAGCCAAUCCCAGUGUACCACCCAUCUCCGAGCCAGAGCCGACUGGCCACACAGCUCACAGAGGAGGAGCAGAUCCGCAUCGCCCAGAGAAUUGGCCUCAUCCAGCACCUGCCCAAGGGCAUCUUCGACCCUGGCUCUGAGGGGUCCGAAAAGAAAAUGAAAGAGUGUGUGAUCUGCAUGUUGGACUUUGUGUAUGGGGAUGCCAUACGCUUCUUGCCAUGCCUGCACACCUACCACGUCCACUGCAUUGAUGACUGGCUCAUGCGCUCUCUCACAUGUCCCUCUUGCAUGGAGCCAGUGGAUGCAGCCCUGCUUUCCUCCUAUGAGACAAGCUGAAUUUGGAGCCUGGCAGCCAACAUGUCCCCUGGGCCUACUCAGGUGAGCCCCAGGGGAAAAGCAGCAGCCA